Messenger RNA from Maniola jurtina (meadow brown), 1704 nucleotides. RefSeq lists its product as uncharacterized. Gene Ontology annotation, molecular function: calcium ion binding. Gene Ontology annotation, cellular component: cytoplasm. The transcript has a single exon. Bases 363 to 1472 code for a protein of 369 amino acids. The record is from RefSeq and is a predicted model, not a curated record. NCBI's taxonomy places the organism in Eukaryota, Metazoa, Arthropoda, Insecta, Lepidoptera, Nymphalidae.
GUCAUGUUCUUGUCAGCAGUCAGUACCUAUUCACUGUUGUCUUUUGAGUUUUUCUAAAUGUUUGAUUUUUUAGAUAAAGUACGAGAUGCACUUUUAGAAGAUUUUAUUGAUAUUCUUGAUUUUAUAUCACUUGAAAGUCUUAAUCUAUAUGGCAGACUUACAGAGAAUUUAAUUUUUACUUUAAGAACGCAGUUCAGAAAACCCAGAUGCAAAGACAAAUUCUUGGUAUGAAAUAACCUUAACUAAAAUAAUACCUAACUUAAUUAAAAAUUAAAUUAUUAAUAGUUUUUAAAACAUCUACAUACAAUAUUAAUAAAAACAACAAGAAUUUAUCAAACGUAAAUUGCUAAAGUUUUCAAAACAUGGAAGAUGAAAACGCUGUAAGUGGUACUGAAAUUCCUGAAUCUGGUACCGGUGAAGGUAUAGAAACAAAAGAAGAUGAAAUCGCAAAACUUGAAGGAGAAAGAUUUGAGAAAGCAGAAGGACAACAUGUUGAAGGGGAACAAGUUGAAGAAGAACAACAUAUUGAGAGAGAACAUAUUGAGAGAGAACAUAUUGAGGGAGAACAUAUUGAGGGAGAGCAUAUUGAGGGAGAACAUAUUGAGGGAGAACAUAUUGAGGGAGAACAUAUUGAGGGAGAACAUAUUGAGGGAGAGCAUAUUGAAGGAGAACAUAUUGAGGGAGAACAUGAGGAGGAUGAGCAUGUAGAGGGAGAACAUAUUGAAGGAGAAGAAAGACAAGAAGAAAAAGUAAUCGAAGGUGAAGAACUUGAAGGAGAGGAGUUAGAAGGUGAGAAAGUUAAAGGGGAAGAAAAAGAGCAAAAAGACGAAGAACAAGUUGAGGAGGAGGAAUUUGUGGAGCCACCACCGCCAGAUCCAGCUGCGCCAUUUAAUUUUACCGACUCGUCAGAAGCCAUUAAACCUAAAUUCGAGUUGAGACCAGACCAAAUUGCAGAAGUAGAGCAGCUUUGGGAACUAUAUCAAAAUUACACUCCAGCGUAUACUGAUAUCCAUGGAUACAUAACUGAAAAAGAAUUAGUUUACAUGCUAAAAUCACUGCUUCUGAUGACAUUUACACCAGAACAGUUGCAAGAGCUCAUAGCAUUUUGUGUCAGGCCACCACAUCCGCAAGGUCAUAUUAAUUACGAACAGUUUUUGAAAAUGGUGACAUUACGACAAAGAGAUUUUCCAAUUGAGGAAGAACUGCGUUCAGCUUUGAAAGUGUUAGAUCCGGGUAAUACAGGCCUAAUAGAUAGAGAAUAUUUUAGAGAAACCUUAUCAAAAUUAGGUCACAAAAUGGCUCCAAAGCUUCUAGACAGCCUAGUAAAAGAAGUAGAUUUAAGUAAUGAUGGGACUAUAGGAGUAGAGGAUGUUAUUGGUACGAUGUGCAUUGAUUUGAAUAAAGAAGAUUUGAUGAUGCUCAGAGCGGCGGUAUACCCUGACGAACAACCAACUGAGAACAAUAAUGAUUAAUUACUAAAAUAUUAUUUUACGUCAUAUACCUACGUUACGUUAUAGGUAAACUGUACGGUUUAACUCUUGAGAGUCUAGUGUCAAAUUCCAGAUUGAGAUGUUUUCCGAAGUUACAGAUAAACGGAGAGUAAUAAUACCAAACAAAAACUUUUAAUAUUUCUGUGAUAGAUUUAUGUAACAUACAGUGGUGUCUUUUGUACAAUCACACUGUAUAAAAAUCACCUUACCUUCA